This is a messenger RNA of Blastomyces dermatitidis ER-3, 186 nucleotides long. RefSeq lists its product as uncharacterized. Lineage: Eukaryota; Fungi; Ascomycota; Eurotiomycetes; Onygenales; Ajellomycetaceae. The transcript has a single exon. The record is from RefSeq and is a predicted model, not a curated record. Bases 1 to 186 code for a protein of 61 amino acids.
AUGGAUAACAGGGUGAUGCGAAAAAUGCGCCUUCAGCAUCGAUUUCUUCUCAUCGAAUGGGCUGAGGCUGAUGCAUUCAACUGGUUGAAUGCCUUGGAUAGUGUCCAUCACCAUUUUGCUUCAUCAUUCGAUAUUACUGCUGUAUCCCCAACUUGCGAGUGGGAGAUUACUUUUCGUAACGAAUAA